This is a messenger RNA of Boeremia exigua, 2315 nucleotides long. RefSeq lists its product as uncharacterized. NCBI's taxonomy places the organism in Eukaryota, Fungi, Ascomycota, Dothideomycetes, Pleosporales, Didymellaceae. The transcript has 2 exons. The record is from RefSeq and is a predicted model, not a curated record. Bases 45 to 2081 code for a protein of 678 amino acids.
GCGCAGGCAGCGUGUGGCGGGUUGAACAACCCCCCCGUCUUCUUAUGAACACGGUCGCCUCCCAGGUCACUCUGUUCACAGAUCCGACUGUGAAAUGCGUGGGACCGCAUGACCUGCAACACUCGGGCCCGACCCUGUAUGAAUGGGGUAGAGAUGCAGAUGGCUUCCGAUUGGGUGAAAAGGACUAUGCCACUCGUUCACAGCAUGGACUUUAUCUGAUCUGGGCCUUCAACGAGAUUCGCAGGCGCUCAAAAUCAGAAUCAAUCGUUGGCUCAGUUGAGAUCGAGAUUAAAGAACACCGCGCCGAGGCUGUUAGAUUAGAUAAUGAAGCGGGAACCACCGGUGAUGACUGCAAACAAGCCCUCGAGCUGGUCAGAAUGAAACCCUCUGGUAUUUCACGACUACUUUUGAAAGGGCUGUCCGCCGUCAUCUUAACCCAAGGCCAUGUGAGUCGAGAACUCAAUAUUGAGCAGCAGCUGGAUGUGGAACAUGGGCAGCAAUACCUUCAAACGCGGUAUUUUCCGCCUGGCAAUCCAGCAGACAUCAACUUCGACACCAUUGGACAUGAUGAAGUGGUUUUUCUACGCGGGCUUGGUCUUGUCUUUUUUGACUAUGUUAUCUUGCUGACCGCUCGACGAGGCGGAUGGUUUGAGCGCCAAGCAGACGGCAGAUUCAAGUAUCACCCAACUGGUUUCGAACCUCAAAUAUAUGCUAGCUCUCGCGGUGGCAUUCCCUAUCUUACCAAGGGCGACGAUCAGAAGACUGCGACUGACGUGUUUGAGCCAAAAUAUCUUACUAAGGAAGCGUUGGCAACAUUGAAAGACGCCAAGGAGAUUAAAUUCGACGACGAUGUCUGGCCACUCAUUUCCAAAGAGGUGAAGUUUGUCUAUUAUAAGGCACUCUUCAGGGAAGAAGGAAAGCAAGUGGAUGAUAAAACCCUCGCCGACAUCAUACAGCCUGAUGAAUCGGAUGAGAAAGAUCUGCGCCAGUGGGCUACACCUGAUAGUUUUUGGUCCUGCUGGUUGCUUGAGCACUUGCAGAAAGACGUCCUCGAAGCGAAGAAAGGCAAUGUGCAGGGGCCCCAGAAGGCUGCUAUAGACGUUUUGCGUGAAAUACGCGAGUCCCUGCGCGAGAUUAUCAGCUUUGGGAAUUCAGAAAGAGGCACCUGGAAAAGUUUCACGAAACUCAACGCGUUUCUAUCAACUGGACCCCCUCGUCGGCGUGUUGAGCAACUGAUUGCUCUCAUGGAAGCAGGCGUCUUACACGUUCUUGGCCCAAACUCAGAAGUAGAGCGUGAGGGUGACCAUUGGAAGGUUACUUCGAAGAACCCGAAAUUUGUGCUGGAAACCAAGACACUCGUCGACGCCUUAAUUCCAGAACCGAGUUUGGAGCACACAGCAGACAGCCUCCUAAAGUAUAUGUAUGGCAAAGGCGAAUGUCGCGCUCACGAGAUCCAUGGCUACAAAACUGGUGCCAUUGACAUCGCCAGUGAGACUUACAACAUCAUCAAAGAUUCCAAGAAGCCUCAUCCAAGACGUUUUGCGAUUGGUGUUCCUGCUGAAGGCUUGCACUGGUUCACCACUAUCCAGCCUCGUCCAGGGGCAGACUCGAUCAACCUCCGUCAAACCGAUGCGAUAGCUCAAGCUGUCUUGCGUCUUGCUGAAAGAGACCACCUUGAAAAGGAUUCGGCUGGUAGCUGGGCUGGUAGCUGGGCUGUCCCAGAUGAGUUAGAACCUGCUCCCAGUCACCCGAACAAAGCCAAUCUUCGAGUUUUCCUGGAGCCAAAGGACCACUCUGUUGAAGGUCACACCUCCACAUGCACCCUUUAUUUCAACGACCAAGUCAUUUGGGGGCCCUCUUCAUGUCACGGCAAUGCGACUCAGAUAAGAGAUGCUCUCCAAGCCGCCGACCCCCGUUUUACACUGAAAAUCAUGCCUAAAGCUAAGACUAUUGAAGGUCACGCUGUGACAAUCAGUGUCAUACGUGGUGACAAGCUUUAUUUGCAUCGACUCAGUACUCAUGAUAACAUGUCCGGUUUAUGCGAUGCUAUUAACCGCUGCGUCGGAAACAUGGAUGGGUGAAAGCCCUCAGUACCCAAAAUCAAAACGACUUUUGGACGUAGCGUCCGUCACCCAUAUUUGGCCACCCGAACAUAACGAUGUCUAUUCAAAGAUGGUAUGCAAGGAGUACAUUAGUAGCACGUGCACAUGACCCCAGUACCUGCUAGGCUUGUGACUGCCUCUGAAACUAGCUUGGUGAAACUUCUCCUGGAAUUAAAGGUUAUUACUUGAACAGGCAAACCGAGCAUUACGUAU